Cataglyphis hispanica is the source of this 3565-nucleotide messenger RNA. RefSeq names its product E3 ubiquitin-protein ligase SIAH1-like. Gene Ontology annotation, molecular function: zinc ion binding; ubiquitin protein ligase activity; ubiquitin conjugating enzyme binding. Lineage: Eukaryota; Metazoa; Arthropoda; Insecta; Hymenoptera; Formicidae. Gene Ontology annotation, cellular component: cytoplasm. The record is from RefSeq and is a predicted model, not a curated record. The coding region runs from base 825 to 1664 and encodes 279 amino acids. The transcript has 5 exons. Gene Ontology annotation, biological process: proteasome-mediated ubiquitin-dependent protein catabolic process; multicellular organism development.
UUUUCAAUAGAUGGUGCUGAAUGCGUCUUAAUGUUCUUAGCAUCUAGUAUGGCAUCUGGCAUUCUCAAAGUAUACAUUCACGCACGACGAGUAGCACAAGUGCUUCGGUGUAUACGUGGUGUACAAUUCCAGCUUCAGCUGCAGUUUCUUGCGUCUCGCAUUACACGGGAUUCUAGCAACUGAAACAUCUAAAGGGAAAGACAGAGAGAGAGAGACAAAGAGGAAAGAGAAAACGACAGCGCAUCCAAGUCUUGCUCGGCGAUGCCUCACCCAGAAUUGUCACGGGUGCCGUGGCGAUCAGUCACGUUGUUUCGACGGCUGUGGGGAUUCGCGAUGUAGCCCUCCUCCUCCUUCUUUCCCACCCUUCUCUACCAGUCCGAGGAAAACAUUCUCUCUCGCGUUGAUAUCGUUAGAAUAUCCCGAUCACAUCGAUGCGUCGUCACGCAACGUCGUCGACGGGAUCUCGCGCAACAACAGACCGUCGUGUCGAGUCACCUGCGACUACCUGCGUUCGUCUUCAUAAUUCUCAUCAUCGUCAUCUGCAAGAAGUGCCUUCUUUCGAUCAUCAGUCGGUCGCCCGAUCACACGGAAGGCUACAGCCGUAUAUGUUUCAUCUGUCCCGGCGAUGAAUGUAACGAUCUUACAUAUAUACAUCUUUACAUAAGCCUGCAUAUACACCUCGGAAUGUAUCAAUUAAUUACACAUACAAUAAAAAUGCAUCGCGAUUGCUGAAACGCAUCACGAGUGCAAGAAACAAACAAAAACCGUCGUCCGGGUGAUCUGGAUCAGACUGACAAACUUGGAUACAUAACCUAGAAGACAUAAUGUCCCAGUUAAAUAUCAGCACGGGUAAACGAGGCAGGGGGAUAGCGAGUACCUCCGCAUCGACGGUAUCUGCGUUGAGUAGUUCCACUGAUUUGGCAAGUCUCUUCGAGUGCCCCGUCUGUUUUGACUAUGUGCUUCCACCGAUUUUACAAUGUCAGAGUGGGCAUCUCGUUUGCACAAAUUGCCGACCAAAACUCUCAUGCUGCCCCACAUGCAGGGGUCCGCUAGGUAACAUCCGUAAUCUGGCUAUGGAAAAAGUAGCGAGUAAUGUGAUGUUUCCUUGUAAAUAUUCCACCAGUGGCUGCACAGUUUCAUUGGUGCAUACUGAGAAGGCAGAUCAUGAAGAUGCAUGCGAGUUCCGUCCAUACAGCUGUCCUUGCCCAGGUGCAUCUUGUAAAUGGCAGGGAUCGCUAGAACAAGUAAUGUCUCAUCUUAUGAUGAGUCACAAAAGUAUUACAACCUUACAAGGAGAAGACAUUGUUUUUUUGGCAACUGAUAUUAAUCUUCCUGGAGCUGUGGAUUGGGUAAUGAUGCAAUCCUGUUUUGGCCAUCACUUUAUGCUAGUGCUUGAGAAACAAGAGAAAUAUGAUGGACAUCAACAGUUCUUUGCAAUUGUACAAUUGAUUGGUUCAAGGAAGCAAGCAGAGAACUUUGCUUACAGAUUAGAAUUGAAUGGUCAUAGAAGGCGUCUCACGUGGGAAGCGAUGCCGCGCUCUAUUCACGAGGGGGUAUCGUCUGCGAUUUUAAAUUCUGACUGCCUUGUAUUUGACACCUCCAUUGCCCAAUUAUUUGCUGACAAUGGAAAUCUAGGAAUUAACGUUACAAUUUCUAUGGCCUGAGAAAAACCCGAAAAAACAGUAUAAAAAGAAGAGAAAACAUAAUUAUGCAGACAUAUCGAGCAGUCUUUUGGAUUAUGGGUAUGAUAAAAAUAUUUGGAUGAGACUGCCCGUUAUGCACUGUUAACAGUUCUUUUCAUGUUACCAGAUGAAUAUUAGCAAUACAAAGAUGUUAGGAAAUGUUUGGAAUAUGUUGAUGAUAUGCAGCGUUCAAAUGCUCAGUACAGGAUCGGGGUCGAAAAGCUUUAAAGUACACUUGUGCGUGAUAUUUAUGAAUGUGACACUCACAGAAACAAAUAUAAUAAACAUCUUUUCGAAAUAUCCAUGCUAUAACUUUAAAGCUUUGACGCAGUAUAAUAUCGAAUUCCGAAAAACAAAAGUACCUGAUAUCCGCGCUAUUGUCACAUUACUACUACUCAUUUUGUGUAUCAAUUUUUCAUUUAUACUUCUCCAGGAAUAUAUGCAUUAUUGCAUAUAUGCCUGUGUAUGUAUGCGUUAUUGAAUUCUAUUAACAUCUUUUUUGUCUGUAUUUUAACACUUUUUCAAGACUUGGUAUAGCAAAUGCAAAAACACUUUUUCAGGCAUAGCAUUUCAGAAGUUCAUUAUGAAUCUCGUCAUGCAAUUAUUGCGUUUAUUUGCCAUUAAUGUAUAUUUUUAUAUCGCUAUUUAUUUUUUCAUUUAUAAAGUUUACUUUCUUGUGUUUGUAAAAUUUUCAUUUAUUUUAUUUCAGUUAUUUUAUCGAAGCUCUUAUACAAAAUGUUUUAAACGUGGAGAUCAAUCGCUCGGGAGAUGAGGAGUUGGGAAUCCAAAAACAAGAGAAAAAAUUGGUAUGAACAUAGGUCUAGAAAUGAGUUAUUUUCGAGUUAUCACCAUUUUUAUGUUGAAAUUUCAAAUUGCUAUGCUUUCGAAUGUUUUUGUUAAAAGGAGAGAUGGUUUUUUUAUUUAUUUUUUGUACUUAUUUUUUUAAAUUUUAUUUAUAUUUUUUUAUUAUGAUUUUUUUUUAUUCUGGGUAGUAUUAAAACAACCCACAAUUUUUAUUUGACUUUGAUUAAUUAUAAAACUUAUAAAAACCAUUUCUUCCUUCAAUUUUGACAAAAAAAAUCGAAAGCAAAGCAAUUUGAAAUUUCAACAUAAAAAUGGCAAUAACUCGAAAAUAAUGUUCUGAACCUAUGUUUAUACCAACUUUUUUUUUUGUUUUUAGGUCUCUACCUCCCGAGCAAUUGACCUCCACUUUUGAAAUACUCUGUAUAUGUAUAUGCAUCUUGCAUAUAAUGUGAUAAAUCUGGCUUUUGCAUAGCAUAUUAUUUAAUUAUUCGAUAUUAUGAUUGUAGAUACAUAAUUAUGCUUUUUGGGAUUAUGCAAGCAGUAAAAGGCAGAUCAGUUUUUUACUAUUUAGUUUGAAUAUUAAAGCAAGACAUUAAUAUUUUUACAAUUACAUUAAUAAAAAGUGAGAAGCAAUAUUCAAUUACAGAAAAGUUCCUGUAAACAAGAUAAAAAAAAGAAACCAAAAGUAACUAAAGCAAUUAUAUUAAAAUUUAAAAGAUGUUUCUUUUUUCAACUUGAAUUUUAAUAUAUAUUGAGAUAUCUGCAAGUGUUAACAUUACUAUAUACUUAUUAGUAUGAAAUUAAACUGAUCUAUUGAUACAAGUGAGAGAAAAAAAAACAUUGCUUUGUACUAUAUCUAAUAUCUAUAUAUUGAAUUUAUUCUUAAUCGAUGAUAUUUUUUUAUAUAAAUUACAUUUUAAUGCUAUUAUAAAUAUAGCAAUCAAACCACACUAGAAUUUUCUUACAGUUUUAAAAAUCUUUUUUAUUGAUUCUUAUGAUUCAUGCUCUUUAAAAUACAUAAAAUGCCUUUUUUUCUGCUAUUAUGCAUAACAUUCAUAAAGUAAAAAAAAAAAACGAAA